AUGGUGGCGCUGCACACACACACACAGGGUCAGUAACUUCCGCUCUCUCGGAGCACGUUUCCUUUCCGCGGGUUGUGAAACGAAAAUCAGACGAACGAGUUUUUCUGCGUUUACAGAAGAAAGACAACAUGAGUAAAGCACACCCGCCCGAGCUGAAGAAGUUCAUGGACAAGAAGCUGUCCCUGAAGCUGAAUGGAGGCAGACACGUGCAGGGCAUCCUGCGGGGCUUCGACCCCUUCAUGAACCUGGUGGUGGACGACUCUCUGGAGAUGGGCCCUGGAGGACAGCAGAACAGCAUCGGCAUGGUGGUCAUCAGAGGAAACAGCAUCAUCAUGUUGGAGGCUUUGGAGAGAGUAUGAGAAGAGGGAAGGCUGAUCCACACAGUUUUACAUUCUGUUAUCCUGUUUUAGUUUUUUUGGUUUGAAAGCGCUGACGCAGUCUCGUGUCUUUGAGUUGUAACGCGGUUAUGGCUUCAUCAGACUGAGGACGUUUUGUUUUGAAC
This is a messenger RNA of Larimichthys crocea (large yellow croaker), 502 nucleotides long. RefSeq names its product small nuclear ribonucleoprotein polypeptide G (gene snrpg). Gene Ontology annotation, molecular function: RNA binding. The coding region runs from base 129 to 359 and encodes 76 amino acids. Lineage: Eukaryota; Metazoa; Chordata; Actinopteri; Sciaenidae. The record is from RefSeq and is a predicted model, not a curated record. Gene Ontology annotation, biological process: mRNA splicing, via spliceosome; spliceosomal snRNP assembly. Gene Ontology annotation, cellular component: U2-type prespliceosome; U1 snRNP; U2 snRNP. The transcript is spliced from 4 exons.